Molecule: messenger RNA, 1907 nt
Organism: Gilbertella persicaria
Lineage: Eukaryota; Fungi; Mucoromycota; Mucoromycetes; Mucorales; Choanephoraceae
Product: ankyrin repeat-containing domain protein
Exons: 3
Coding region: 40-1791 (583 amino acids)
Molecular function (GO): protein binding
Source: RefSeq, a predicted model, not a curated record
UUUUUUUUUACUAAAAACCACUUACUAUCAUUAACCAUCAUGACACUACCCUCUACAGAUUCCGUAGAUAAUCAAUUACACAAAAAUACGAAUAGAAUCCAUCUUCAUGACACUUUAGAACAAAAUCAAUUUUAUCCUAUGACAAAAGAAGCCUUGAUGGAUCUAGUCCACUGUAUCCCUAACGAGGAUUUGAGACAAGCCAUUCAAAUUGAAAUUAAAAAACUUGUAUCUGACUAUGAACACACAAUUUCUGUGCUUGAACAGCGAUCAGAUAUCUUCAAACAAGAAUACGAAAGUUUAAGACGAUCGAACGAAGAAAACAGUCAGCGCAAAUACGAAAAAGCGGUCCGGGAAAUGCAAUUUUUCAAGAAGAAGUUUGACAAGGCACAUGAAUUGAAUAAGCAAUACAUGACCUUCUAUGGUCCACUCACGCCUGCUAACAGACCCCUCAGUCCUUCAUUUGAUAACAGUACAGUAACUUCUUUUACGGACAUGGAAAGAUCUGUCUAUUCCCUUCCUUUGAGUCCAGCUGUGUCUUCUAUGUCAGGGGCAACUGAAAUGACCCAUGGUUCUCUUUACCACCAAUUCAGUCCUCUUCCACCACCACCCGCAGCACUACCGACAUCACCACCACCUAUAUCGCCGCCACUACCACAACCGCCGCUAUCUACAAUGAUGGACACCAAACCUCGUCAUAUGUCAACAUUCUCAUCUUCUACUAAUUCAUCUAAUUCAUGUUUACCCAAUUCAACCGAAUUACCUCCUGUGCUUCGCAUGCGAAAGGAUUCAACGAAUACUGUAGGCGUUGCCAGUAGCAUACAUUCAGCCAGUACUGAGGAUAGUAAAAGUAGCAUCUAUUCAACUGCAACAAGCACCGCUUCCCGUACAAACGAUCCCAUCAUUCAACAACGUAAAGUAGACCCUAUUGCCUUUGGUGGCUCUGAUGCUCUUUGGGACACUAUUAUUAGCAAUAAGACUCAGGACACAACGAUUGAAAAAAUGAUAAGUAAUUUCCUGAGACGCGGAGGAUCGCCUAAUACAGCCAAGCAAUCGUCGAGUAACAAGAUGAUCAAAUACGGUUAUGGUAUGUUGCAUGCCAUGAUCGCCAUCAAAGCCUCUGCAUUUAUGAAUAUCUUGCUUCAACAGGGUGCUAACCCUAAUGCAAUGACGUUAAGUCAAGUAGAAGAAGACAAGGUUACACCUGGUUAUCUAGCAGCCAGUAUGGGUUGGAUUCUGGGACUUCAGGCUCUUGUCGAGGCUGGUGCUGAUCUCACACAAGCCAAGGGAGCUGGACUGAAAAACAAGACAGCACUGCAUGUUGCAGUUGAAAAUUGUCACACCACUGUAGUGGAAUACAUUGUAUCACUUACUCCACCUAAAUAUCAUUCACAAGUGGAUAGCAUGGGUGCAAGUGCUUUACAUUACGCUGCUUUGACUGGUCAUACAGACCUUGUGAAUUAUUUGAUCCAAACAUGCCAACUUCAGACUGAUUUACAAGAUUUACGAGGAGAAACACCUCUACACUGGGCUUCUCGUCAAGGACAUCUUGAAGUUGCCUCCUUGUUAAUUGAGCGAUGUGGUUGUGACUUUAAUGCCUAUGUACCACGUAAAAUAGGCACACCUUAUGAUUUGGCUAAAGCAAGCGGUCAUAAACGGCUACUCGAUUACUACAAAAAGAUUGGUGCCUUGACUGCUAAAAAAAUGGACAGAAAAAGAGAAGAAGAAAUGGAGAAACAAACGCCUGCUCACUUGGAAUUUGCAUUAACGAAGAAUGGACUCUUUGACUUUUAACAAUGUAAAUAAUCCCGAAAAAAAAGUUACACUUAAUUUCAUCAUGAAAAAGAUUGCAACUGUGUGUGUGUAUUACCAAAACAAGACUUUAUGAUGUUGAUAACAAUAAAUUGUUG